AUGGAUGCAAUGAAUACCAGAGCGAUAUGCACGCGAGCUCGAAUGAUUCCGGAUAUGAUCACAUUCGUUUUCAGGUUUUCGAUGAUUUCAUUAAAGCCAUCAACUGUAAGAAAUGAAAGGAUGAGCAUAUCAUCGCAGCCAUUAACACCAUUGAUAGAUUUCGGAGAACCAGAAGAAAAACGAACUCGGCGUAAGCCAAAUUUCACGGUGCAAGAGAGGAUGCAUCUUGCCCAAUCAUAUGUCGAGAAUUAUGAAGAGUAUAACCGGGCAAGUCAUUUACGAGCUACUGAAUUAGAGGGAGUAUUACUGGUAUCCGCAUAUUCGGAAAAAGACCCAUCCUGCGCUGAACAGUGCAAAUCAGGCUUUACACCUACAACGAAAGGGGAAGCUAAAAUUGGACGUCAACGUUUGCUCGAACGAUGGGCUGCUGAGCUAUCCAGUUUUGGUAUCGUUGAGCGAACGCCAGUUGAAGUUGAACAGAAAAUAAGAGAUUAUAUGAAAAAAAUAGCAGCGAAUCGAAAACGAGCAGUGAAAAGGCCUAUGAGUCCUCCAUGUCAAUUGAUAAGUUCCGUUGUAUCGGAAAACUCCACAGUGGACGAUUCAACAACAGAUGAUUCACUGACCGCAUAUGCUGGCUUUCUGCUAGAACAGCAUAGAGCAACUCAAAACGAUUGCACUGAGUUGGUUAUUUAA
This is a messenger RNA of Cercopithifilaria johnstoni, 693 nucleotides long. NCBI's taxonomy places the organism in Eukaryota, Metazoa, Nematoda, Chromadorea, Rhabditida, Onchocercidae. The record is from the annotation of a GenBank genome assembly.